Messenger RNA from Acromyrmex echinatior (Panamanian leafcutter ant), 705 nucleotides. RefSeq lists its product as uncharacterized. The record is from RefSeq and is a predicted model, not a curated record. NCBI's taxonomy places the organism in Eukaryota, Metazoa, Arthropoda, Insecta, Hymenoptera, Formicidae.
AUGAUUGACCGAUUUACUCGUUGGCCGGAAGCUAUUCCAUUACAGGAUUGUACAGCAAACACGGUAGCAAAGAUGUUUUUCACUCACUGGGUAGCCAGAUUCGGAGCUCCACGCUUGAUCACGACCGAUCAAGGCUCGCAAUUUGAAGCGCAGCUGUUCGACACAUUAACUAAGCUCAUUGGCUCUAAACGUUGUCGGACAACUGCAUACCACCCGGAGUCUAAUGGCAUCAUCGAGCGAUGGCAUCGCUCUCUAAAAACAGCAUUAAUGUGUCACGGCGAAACUCAAUGGACUGAUACACUGCCAAUAAAAUUAUAUAAUUGCUCGCACGUUUUCUGCAGAGUUGAAGGCAACAGACGUCCUCUGGAUCAACCAUAUACCGGACCGCAUAAAGUACUAGAGCGCAUCUCGGACCAAGUCUUCGCCAUUGAAAUCGACGGCAAACCCAUCAAUGUCACGGUCGACAGACUUAAGCCCGCGUACGUACUAAUCCAAGACUCGGAAACUCUUCCGUCCACUGCAUCUUCGUCUUCAACUGACAUUCCAAUGCAAGGAGGGGAGUACUGUGGCGUUGCGAGCGUUAGUUGCGGCGCUGCGAACGUUAGUGGCGGCGCUGCAUGCGUCUGUCGCGACGCUGAUACGGUCGUUCUUUCCAUGACUCUUCCCAUUCUCUCUCUGGCGUCAUGGCGUGCAGACCUCGUGUAA